AUGUCGACCUGCACCGACUUUGCGCGCUCAAAGUCUACAAAGUGGUCACCGCCCCUGCCAAUAACAUCUGAAUUGGAGGCACUUCGACAGCUCAAAACCGAAUGGACGCGACACUCGGGCGCGCAAACUACACACGAUAAGCGUGAUUCAAAAAAGCGGCUUCUCAUCGUUGAUCUACACGACUUUGAGGUUUAUCGUUCGCCCGAUCACUACAAGAGAGCAUACGAGCUGAUGAGUCUGCAUCUACUCGAGCUUCCUGUCUCCAAGAGAUUGUGUUUCGACGGCUUUGUCCGUCUAGGAAACGUUCAUCACUACAUCCAAGGCGUACCGAUCCAGGAUAGCUCUAUCGAGGGAUAUGGAGAUGAUCAAGAUCCAAAAAUCACAGCAUACAUUCGAUCUGAGCUCGCCAACAAUGAUCCAACUUACGACAUCUGGUACCGGCUGAAAGAGCCGACACUUCAAUAUCGACGCUUCCACGACCCUUUUCUCUGGGUAGCUCAGUUGGGAAAGCAUGUCAUCGACUACAUGGAAGUUUCUCUGCGUUCGCUGAACAGUUUCCGUUCAAAUUUCCAUUUGUUUCUAAUGGAACGCUUUCGUGGUCACCGCGACUUUGAGCAGUGGCAUGCAGCGUUCAGAAAUCAAAGCGACUUCCGAGUCGCCGUUAACGCUUAUAUCGAUUACUUUUUCAAUCAGGCGUACAAUCUGCCAAAUUCCGAACAUUUACUCGAUCAGCCCAUAUGGACUGACUGUAUGGCAAAAGCCCUAACAAACACGGAGCCACAAGCUGAUCCUCAGCCCACACUUGCGACACCACAUGUGUAUGCCUGCUUCCGGGACACGUAUUUUGGCAAGCAAAUGCAGGAGAUGCGACCAAGCAGUGCCGUCCAAACAGAAAAAGAGCGCAGGAAACGCAAGCUCGGAUUCGCAAAGUCGAGGGGGCCACCAGCUUCAUUUUCUGUCGACUUGUCUAACCUGCGCUGCCAACCCUACGGGUCAGAGCCUGUGGCCGUUAGUGACAUUAUAGCUUAUGUGCCGAACGAGACAGACACAAAAGUCUGGAGAGACACCCGUAGUGAUUGGCUCGCAUACGUCCAGAGAACUAAACGUUUAGACAACGGGGUUCAGAGAUUAUUUGUGCUAUGGAUCUACCGCCACUAUGAUACUCACAUGGCUAAAGCAACGUAUCCGUUUCAAAAUGAAGUUUUUCUGUCUGAUCACUGCAACUGCACAGGGGAAGAACUCCUAUCGACUGAGAUCAAAGGAAAAUACGACGUCGACUGGUCUCCAAAAGUUAUCGAUUCGAAGCGAAUUUUUAUCCGGCAAACUUAUAAUGCACAAGAAAGUGCAUUUGUAACUGUUAAAGACGAGCACAAGACGUGCAGAUGCCAAAAAGAACGAAGCACACGGAUGGACAUGGACAACUACCGUUCAGGCGACACGGUCUAUUUGCAGAAAUCUCUCCAUAACCAAGACAUACUAGAGCCAGUCAUCAUCCAAGGAGCUGACGUAAAAGGUUCGAUUAUCGUACGGAAGCUUCUGAGACUAGGACGUGAUUGUGCCAAGUUGGCAAAACAGGCCCAUCGAUUCUCUGUAGCCUCUAACGAACUCAUUCUCACGGAUGCAUACGAGGAAGCACACAUCUCCCAAAUUCAGCGCCGUUGCUCAAUUCAUUUUGUCCCAAGGUUGGACGUGGCAAACGAUCAAAUACCUUUUCCGUACAACCGUGGAGGUGCCGGCGAUUUUUGGUUCAUUUCAAUGGGCCUGACGCGUAGGGAUGGCAAGAGACAACUGAUAUUUCUACGGCAGCUACCACAGAGCGUGAAGCAAUGCCUUGAGAUAGGAAUCGACCGUAAACUGAGGGGCAUAAGCAUCUUUAGUGGUGGCGGUUCAUUGGACAGAGGUCUUGAAGACGGAGGGGCAGUGGAAUUCCACACCGCGAUAGACACUAGCCUACACGCUAUUCGCACGCAGCAAGCGAAUAUCAAGGAUAGUGUCCGGAAGAAGUUCUGUCCGUACUGCGGUUCCGUCAACGACUUCUUACACUCGGCGCUCGAGGGUGGAGCAAAGGGCAUUGUUCGAGUGGGUGAAGUGGACAUGAUAUCGGCUGGAUGUCCUUGCAUUGCCUUUUCCUCACUUCAAAAAAAUCCGUUGGGCCUCCAGUCGCUUUACAACGCGUCCCUUGUGAGCACCUUCUGCUCUUUUGUGGACCUGUAUAGGCCGUUGUAUGGCGUAUUCGAGAACGUGAUCGAUAUUACAUCAACUAGUCGUGGUGGUGUUGAGGUCCAAAACAUCUUUGCUCAAGUGGUAGCUUCACUAGUGUCAAUGGGCUACCAAGUCAACCAAUGCAUCAUGGAUGCCUGGAAUUUUGGCAGCCCACAGCAGCGAUCUCGUCUAAUAGUGACCAUAGCCGCUCCCGGGCUCAGCCCAAUUGAACAAGCAUGGCAUACCCACGGAACGCCAGAAAAUACAAAGCAGAGAAGCCUCGGGGUUCUGCCCAGUGGGGUGCGAUAUGGGGGACGUGAGCAUUAUCCAACUCCGUUUGAUCACGUUCCCGCAUCAACAGUGGGUCUCGGGCUGCCUAAUAUUGGCAACGGCCUUACACAAACAUGCAUUCCGUAUCCGGAUCAUCGAGUACCGAAUUUGCCAACCUGGCAAAAACGAGACCUUUUGAAAUACAUCCCACGCCAGCCGCCGGGUUGUGGUUACAAAGAAGCUGAAGAGCGUGGGCUUAUACCACCUCAUCUACAAAUCAUCAAAGAUGAGGAGAGAAUUGGAAAAUCAUACAGGAGGAUCAAGGCAGCUGGCCUCGUGCCGACAAUAACAACGGGCAUCUCGGUUGGAGAUGCCCAGAACGGCGCCAAUAUACACUCGCAUGAGCCCAGGACCAUUAGUCUUUUGGAUGCUCGCCGCACACAAGGAUGGAGCGAUGAGGAACCAAUCAUUGGAACUCUAAGGGAUCAAUACAGAAUUGUUGGAAAUGGCGUGGACCGCAAAGUGGCUUUUGCCGUAGGGCUAGGACUACUUCGGGCCGUUGAA
This is a messenger RNA of Exserohilum turcica Et28A, 3036 nucleotides long. RefSeq lists its product as uncharacterized. Gene Ontology annotation, cellular component: nucleus. NCBI's taxonomy places the organism in Eukaryota, Fungi, Ascomycota, Dothideomycetes, Pleosporales, Pleosporaceae. The transcript has 2 exons. The annotation marks the transcript as partial. Gene Ontology annotation, molecular function: chromatin binding; methyltransferase activity. The record is from RefSeq and is a predicted model, not a curated record.